This is a messenger RNA of Mesorhabditis belari, 672 nucleotides long. The record is from the annotation of a GenBank genome assembly. NCBI's taxonomy places the organism in Eukaryota, Metazoa, Nematoda, Chromadorea, Rhabditida, Rhabditidae.
AUGAUGCAUCCACUUCUGCUAAAACUCUUCCCCGAGCGUUGCGCCGAACACCGAAAUCAGCAAGGAAUGACCGGUGAUGGACCGAUGCACGCCUCGGAUCGUUUGCAACACGCAAUGAUGGGUGAACUUUCGUAUUUUCCCAAUCAACUUCCACCACCGCCUCAGCCUUAUGUCAACAUGCACCACGAUCGUCAAGUCAUGCAUCAUCGAACCUUUGGAAAGAAAUCGGGACAAGGUGAUCGUGGCUUUUACGAAGACCCUAGAAAAAUUUAUCGAAAUCACGGGGAUGUUUUCUUCCAACCAUUCGGCUAUCAACAACAAAAUCAGCCGCCAUAUGUGCCACCUCCUGCAAACAUGAAGAGAAGCAAACAAAUCCUCAAGGAAGUUGCCGACAUUGCCAUCCCAAGUUCACAUAAAGAGGAAAAACAUUCAAAGGUUUUGGCUGAAGCUACGAUCGAUGGUGGAGCCAAAGUGAUCUCAUAUGUUGAUGUUGAGGGAACAAGACGCGUUCGCAUUGAAUAUGAUCGCAAAAGCAUGCUUGAAGCUUCUCAAUCACCCUUUGCUCGGAUUGCACCAUCCUGUAUGCGUAAUGUUGUAAUGAAAAUGCCGGAAAUUGUGCCAAAAUUUCCACGCGCUUUUAACGCCAAGGAGUACGAAAAAAACCGUCACCAU